AUGGUAAACAAAAAAAUAAUUACAUUCGAUAACUUUGGAGACGAAGAAGAAUGCAAGGAAGAUGUCAAAAAACUACUUGAGUCAGAAAAUGAAAAGAUUACUGAAAUGAUUGAAUCAUGUAAUAGAAAAAUUAUUCACGAAGAUGAAAACUUGAGAAAAGAAUUAAAAACUUUAAAGAAAAAGGUGAAUAAUUUAAAAGAAGAAGGAGAUUCAGUAAAGGAAAAAGAAUUAUUAAAAAUGCAAAUGGAGACUAUAAAAGAAUUAAUAAAAAAAAAUAAUGAACUUAUGGAAAAAGGCUUGUUUGAAGCUGUAGGAAGGGGAAUGGAUAAGAUAGUAGAUAAAUCGUCAUCUGGAUUCUUUAAUUCGCCUAAUGUAGUUGUGUUUUCUGCUACUUUUGGCUUUUUAUUAAGAAAGUUAAUUCUUUGGUACCAAUUAUCCUCAACAUCUUAUAAUCAGUUAACCAGUCUAAAUGUGAACAGUUGUCAGAAAUUAAAAUAUAUCAGUUGUGGUUUUAAUAAACUAACUAACCUUGACUUAACUAAUCUAACACAAUUAAAAAUAAUUGAAUGUAAUGAUAAUCACCUAACUAAAUUUGAUUAUUCGUCUUUAAAAAAUUCCGAGAAGUUAACUUAUUUAAACAUCAAACAUUUGGUUAAUGAUAUUUACAACAAAUUUACUGGUAGUUUAGAACCUUUAAAGGAUUUAAAACAAUUAAAAGAUUUGCAUAUUAGUUUUGAACAUCUGGAGGGUUUGGAAAGACUCGCUUGUGGCAAAACUGUAAUUAAGGAUGAGCUAACAAAAUACGAAAAUAAAGCUAACCAUGAUACUUCUUCAGUAAUUUCCUUAGAAAGAUUAUUUGUCAUUAGAAUAGGUGGUAGUUUAGUUUUAAUUGGACAGUCGGACACAGAAAAUCCCAAUUCUCAACUUUACACUCAAACAGGUGGUGUCAUUGCAAUUGUCUCUCCUUUUAUGGAAAUACUUACUUCCUAUAUAAAUGAUAAACUUUUUGAAGUUAGACAAGCAGAGUGGGAUGCAUUUGUGGAAGAUGCCAAAAAUCUGCUUGACAAUUAUCAUGAUUUGCAAGUAAUGCUGGGAGGGAUUGAAAAGAAAGAAGUAGGAGAAGUAAAUACAGCACUUAAUGAUUUAAGGGACAAAACUAAAACAUUUUUAGACAAGUAUGAUGAGGAUGGAAAUGGAACCAUUAACGUUUCAGAAUUAAUAGAAAAAAAAAAGAAAAAGUAA
Molecule: messenger RNA, 1242 nt
Organism: Entrophospora sp. SA101
Lineage: Eukaryota; Fungi; Glomeromycota; Glomeromycetes; Entrophosporales; Entrophosporaceae
Source: the annotation of a GenBank genome assembly